AUGGUGAAGAGACUUAGAUGCUGCAGCAGCAGCAGGUUACCAGAAACCAUAUGGGACUAUGAAGAUAUCUUUUCGGAAAUCCUUGUUCGUGUUCCAGCUCGAAUUCUGCUCCGCUUCAAAUGCGUCUCCAAGCAUUGGCUCUCUUUUAUCUCUGACCCCAAGUUCUGUCACCGUCACACCCUUCGUAACCCGAACCCUUCUGCCUCUGCCGUCUUUUGCAACCUAUCCAGAUCCAUUGGUUUUAUCCCUCUUGAUUUCGAUCAUUAUCGAACUACUAGUACAGGGUCUGGUUCACCCAGCUGCAACCCUCUGAAAUUCAUUGCCAACCUAUGUCAUGACAACAUCAAGAUUAUCCAGUCCUGCAACGGCCUCUUCUUGUGUUAUCCUGAAAUUGUACUGAACUCUAUUAUUCACGAUUCCGAUGUGCUACGAGCUACUAGACCUCUUUAUCAUUAUGUUCUCAAUCCCACAACCAACCAGUUCUCCAAACUUAUUCCUCCAGCUGCUGCCGCCGCCACUACCACUCGACCCCGAAUCUUCGGCUAUGCUUUGGCUUUUGACCCUUCCAAAUCGCCUCAUUACAAGGUGGUCUUCCUUUGGAACGUUGAUGACUCAAGUUCUACAGGCUGGUGCAGCUACCAUCACAUAGAGAUAUAUUCAUCUGAGACUAAAAGUUGGAGGCUUCUCAAUUCUUCUUUUGAGACUCAAGGUCAAAUUUCCUACAAAGGUGGGGUAUACUGCAACAGCACAGUUCAUUGGGUGGGCGAUGAUUCUGAGAUGGCAUACUACCACAUAGAAGAAGAUCGUGUUGGAUUUGUUGAUGGUUUUCCUUAUUCUGAGGAGAAGAACUGGGAAACUAGGGAACAUAGAUAUUUUAAGGAGUCUAGUGACGGCCAUUUGCAUCUCAUUGAUAUUUAUUGGCCUUGUUCUACUAAAUUUGAAGUGUUGGAGAUGGGAAGAGACUACUCUGGGUGGUUUGUCAAGUACACUGUGGAUCUUGAUCCUUUAUUCACUGCUUACCCAUGGAUUCAGGCAUUUGUUGUUCUCUUUCUUGCUAAAGGUCAAAAUGAAGAGGAAGGUUCAUCUCUGUUGCUGCAUGAUUGUGGAAAAGUCUUAUCUUACAAUCUUAAGAGUCACACCUUCAAAUCGAUUGACUUAACACCCCAGGCCGGUGUUGAUGAUACUUCUUCUCUCCGGGUUGGCCAGUCUAAUCAUCGAUACAUGGAGACCUUGGCUUGUGUGUGA
This is a messenger RNA of Fragaria vesca subsp. vesca, 1245 nucleotides long. RefSeq names its product F-box protein At5g07610-like. The record is from RefSeq and is a predicted model, not a curated record. The transcript has a single exon. Gene Ontology annotation, molecular function: protein binding. NCBI's taxonomy places the organism in Eukaryota, Viridiplantae, Streptophyta, Magnoliopsida, Rosales, Rosaceae. The coding region runs from base 1 to 1245 and encodes 414 amino acids.